Struthio camelus australis is the source of this 1945-nucleotide messenger RNA. It is a transcript of the gene GRB14, whose product is annotated as growth factor receptor bound protein 14. The record is from RefSeq and is a predicted model, not a curated record. Gene Ontology annotation, biological process: negative regulation of insulin receptor signaling pathway; insulin receptor signaling pathway. NCBI's taxonomy places the organism in Eukaryota, Metazoa, Chordata, Aves, Struthioniformes, Struthionidae. Gene Ontology annotation, cellular component: cytoplasm; plasma membrane.
GCUAAUCAGCUCAUGUUUUGGCCCAGUAGCGUUCAUGAGAUUUAAUACUUAAGUCUUAAGAGAGAUAUGUAUAUUGGUUAUCUUAGGGAUGUGCCUGCGCUUCUAAUUAGUAUGCGGAUGAAUUGCUCCUGCCUAUUUCUGGUAAUUCAAGUGUAUAGUGAAGAUGAUACUAGCAGAGCUUUGGAAGUACCAAGUGAUAUAACAGCCAGGGAUGUAUGUCAGCUGUUGAUAUUGAAGAACCACUAUAUUGAUGACCACAGCUGGACUCUGUUUGAACAACUUACUCACACAGGUUUAGGAAGAGCUAUAGAGGACCAUGAAUUAGUGAUGGAAGUGCAGUCCAACUGGGGAAUGGAAGAGGAAAACAGACUGUAUUUUAGAAAAUAUUAUGCCAAAUAUGAGUUUUUUAAGAAUCCAAUGAGCUUUUUUCCAGAUCAUAUGAUGUCUUUCUCAAGUGAGACCAAUGCAGCUAUAAGCCACUCUGGGAUACUACAGAUGUUUCUAAACUCCAGCACGUAUCCUGAAAUUCAUGGUUAUUUGCAUGCAAAGGAGCAGGGAAAAAAGUCAUGGAAAAAGCUGUACUUUCUUUUGCGAAGAUCUGGCCUUUAUUUUUCCACUAAAGGUACAUCAAAGGAACCAAGGCAUCUGCAGUUUUUCUGUGAAUUCAGCAAUAGUGAUAUGUACAUGUCUUUGACAGGCAAAAAGAUAUCUGGAGCACCAACAAACUACGGAUUUUGCUUUAAGCCUAACAAAUCAGGAGGAACCAGAGACCUGAAACAGCUUUGUGCAGUUGAUGAACAAAGUAGGACCUGUUGGAUGACAGCAGUUAGGUUGCUUAAGUACGGGAUGCAGCUGUAUCAGAAUUACAUGCAACCUUAUCACGGUAGAAGUGGCUGCAGCCCUUUGAAUAUAACACCAAUGAGAAGCAUUUCAGAAAAUUCUUUAGUAGCAAUGGAUUUCUCAGGACACAGAAGCAGAAUUAUAGAAAAUCCAACAGAAGCCCUUUCAGUUGCAGUUGAAGAAGGAUUAGCAUGGCGGAGGAGAGGGUGUCUACGGCUCAAUUCACACAGUAGUCCUACUGCCAUGUCUAACAUAGCUAUACACAGAUCUCAGUCAUGGUUUCAUCAUAAAAUCUCUAGAGAUGAAGCUCAGAGACUUAUUUUGCAGCAUGGACUUGUAGAUGGGGUAUUCUUGGUACGUGAUAGCCAAAGUAACCCCAAAACAUUUGUAUUGUCUUUGAGUCAUGGAUUAAAAAUAAAGCAUUUUCAAAUUGUACCAUUGGAAGAUGAUGGGAAGCUAUUCUAUACCCUUGAUGAUGGUCAUACGAGAUUUACUGAUCUCAUCCAGCUAGUGGAAUUCUACCAGCUUAAUAAAGGAGUACUGCCUUGCAAGUUGAAACACUAUUGUGCGCGAAUUGCUGUUUAACCAAAGCAUCUAUCGUUUCGUCAGAGGGAAAGGAAGGUACUAGAAUACUUUUUCCCCUCAAAGCAAUUUUUGUAGUAAAAAGGGGAAAAGCAUUGCAUUGAAAAGAUUUGAAAUUUCAGCUGCAAAAAGAAUGUAUAUGCUCCAUAGAUGAAGUACUUUGCAUUGUGAUUGUCAUUGCAAAAUAAGUUUAUGGUUUUAAAAGAAAGAAUACCUUACUUCAUAUGUAAUUAUUUAGUGUUAUCUCAGAACUCUUUUUUUAACUGCAAACUUUUUUAAAAAUAAUAUUGUGUAACUUCACCUACAGAAAUAAAACCGAAGAGAAGUUCUUUGUUCUUAGCUUUAAAAUGAAUUAGUUGCCUUUUCAAGUGUUUCUCAUAAUUUCUGUUCAUCAGAUGGAAGAACAACUUUUACUUUUUUGGUGAGAAUUAGAAGCUAAACUGUGCAUUUUAUUUGUAAAUAAAAUGAAAAAGUAUUUUGCACUAUAUUUUUGAAUGCUACUUUGAGGAUUAUCACAUAUAAA